Molecule: messenger RNA, 1770 nt
Organism: Scatophagus argus
Lineage: Eukaryota; Metazoa; Chordata; Actinopteri; Scatophagidae
Gene: svopl
Product: SVOP-like
Exons: 16
Coding region: 198-1691 (497 amino acids)
Biological process (GO): transmembrane transport
Cellular component (GO): membrane
Molecular function (GO): transmembrane transporter activity
Source: RefSeq, a predicted model, not a curated record
GUUUUCAAACUUUUAGGCUAAAUAACAUUUUGAAGCUGCUCCCAUCGAAACAGUCCAAACAGGCGAACCCGAGCUCGCGUUACAGACGUUCAGAUUUAUUUAAAUGCCCGAAGGCUUCUCGAUGUGACGAAUGUGUUUCUUUGUAGCCGACAAGUUUCGACGUCCUGAGGAUUUACGGCUUUCAUUUGGUCCAGAAGAUGGCUGACGGUAUGAAGACUCAGCUGGUGAGUGCCAUUCACCUGCAGGAGGUGGAACUGCAGGAGAAACCUACAGACAAGCCACGGGGCAGCAAAAACAACAAGACUGAUGAGACGUUCACUGUCGAAGACGCCGUUGAGACGAUCGGCUUCGGUCGGUUUCACGUCCUGCUCUUCGUCAUUAUGGGGAGCUCGAAUAUUGUGGAGGCCAUGGAGAUCAUGCUCUUAGCUAUUGUUUCUCCUGAGAUUCGAUGUGAAUGGCAUCUGGUGGACUGGCAGGUGGCCCUGGUCUCCACGAUGGUGUUCCUGGGCUUCAUGCUGUGUGGAGUUCUGGGAGGAUACAUUGCUGACAGAUACGGGCGCUGGAAGGUGGUGUUUGGAGGUUUUGUGUGGAGUGCGUACUUCUCUCUGCUCACAUCAUUCGCUCCGUCGUAUGGUUGGUUCAUCUUCCUACGCAGCAUGGUGGGCUGUGGGGUGGCAGGAGUGUCACAGGGGUUUGUGCUAAAGACGGAGUUCAUCCCUGCGAAGUAUCGACCCUUCCUGCUGCCUCUGGCGACAAUCUUCUGGAUGAUAGGCUCCAUGCUCAUCAUCAUACUGGGAAUGUUAGUGGUUCCCACUCUGGGCUGGAGGUGGAUGAUCCGGAUCUCCGUCGCUCCCAGUGUCCUCCUCAUCUUCCUGUUCAAGUUUAUUCCUGAGUCAGCUCGUUACAACGUGUCAGCAGGAAACAUCCAGGCUGCUGUGGAAACUCUGAAGAAGAUCGCUGAGAUGAACAGAGCGUCUCUUCCGCCAGGACGCCUGGUGGAGCCAUCAGUGAGAGAAAGAGGCAGCUGGAGGAUUCUGCUCAGCUCAUCAUUCAGGAGGACAUCUUUGCUGCUCUGGUAUUCAUGGUUUGUGGCCUCCUUCAUAUACUACGGUUCGGUGCUGAGCAGUUCGGAGCUGUUGGAGAAGAACUUGCUGUGCAUGACGGAUGCAGGUCCAGAGCAUCAGGUCAAACACCGUCAUGAGGAUGGACUGUGUUACUGCAUCCCCUUUGCAAUGAGUGACUACCAGACACUGCUCAUCAGCUGCCUGGGGGAAGUUGCAUUGGUCCCGCUAAACAUCGGGCUGCUGACCGUGUUUGGGCGGAAGAUGAGCCUGACAGUGCUACAGCUGCUGGCGGCCAUUUUGUUCAUGAUGCUCAACAUUUGCACCACCAUGUUUGGGUUCACUGUGUUACUGUUUCUGCUCCGGUCACUCGUCUCAAUGAACUUCAAUGUGGUUUAUAUUUACACCGCUGAGGUGUAUCCCACUGCAGCUCGGUCUCUGGGGAUGGGCUUCUGCACGUCAUUCAGUCGGAUCGGGGGAAUGAUCGCUCCGUUCAUUGCUCAGGUGCUGAUGUCACAAUCAGUAAUUCAGGCUCUCAGUCCGUUUGCUGUGACCUGUGCCGUGUGUGCUUUGGGAAACUUUUUGUUACCAAUAGAAACUAAAGGACGAGCUCUCCUGCAAAACUCCUGACGGCAUCUACAAAAUAAACAACUUGUUGUUUUAUCACUGUUAUAUCUGUAAUGUAAAGACAUUAAAUAUGUUACUGGUA